AUGGCUACGUCUGGGAAAGAGGGUACAGUGAAAGCUGUCCGCUAUCAUGGUAACAAGGACAUCAGAGUUGAGGACAUACCUCGACAGAAGGAUCUAGGAGACCAUGACGUUCGACUUUCCCCAGCAUGGUGCGGGAUUUGCGGCACGGAUGUUCACGAGUAUCUUCACGGGCCAAUAUUCCCGCCUACACGCGAAAAGCCUCAGCCUCUCACCGGCGAGUCUAUGCCCAUCGUUCUGGGCCAUGAGUUUGCGGGAACAAUAACAGAGGUUGGGAAAGCUGUACAAGGACUCAGCAUCGGGGACGAGGUCGCCGUUGAAGGGCUUUUGACUGACGACACUUGCUAUUCUUGUUCCAUUCACAAGAGGAAUACUUGCGACAAAUCAGCCUUCCUCGGUCUUUCUACCAAUCCCGGAGGUCUUUGUGAAAGUAUUCUAAUUCCUGCCUCCACGUGUCACAAACUGCCGCCCGGACUCUCUCUGGAAGUUGGCGCUCUCGUCGAGCCGCUGUCUGUGGCAUGGCACGCAGUUUCGAGCUCCGGGAUCACUCCCAGGCACAGUGCCAUCGUCUUUGGGGCCGGUCCAAUUGGACUGGCGACGAUCCUGGUCUUGAAAGCAAAAGGUAUAAACCAAAUCCUUGCUUCGGAGCCCUCCAAGUCGAGGCACGAGCAGGCCAAGCAGCUGGGUGCAAGUCACACCUUUAACCCUAUAAAUGAAGACGUGAUCCAGGAAGCGAAAAGAAUCUGUGAUGGUCUUGGUCCAGAUUUUGCCUUUGAUGCAUCGGGGGUCCAGGCGACAUUGUCUUCAGGUCUCAAAACCAUUCGCAAGUAUGGCACGUAUUAUAAUAUUGCGCUCUGGGGCAAACAGCCGACCGUUGACAUGAAUGAAUUACUGUUCAAUGGCAAGACAAUCAAGUCCGAUCUUUCGUAUUCGAGAGGUGACUAUAAUGCUGUCAUCACGGCUAUCGACGAAGGCAGAAUAUCCCUUCAGGAGUUGGAGUACUUUGUGACAGCUCGCAUUGACAUGAAGGAUCUUGAGGAAAAAGGCAUCAAGGAGCUGAUAAACUUCAAGGACAAGCAUAUCAAAAUCCUAGUCCGUGUGGAUCCAGCACAGCCGAUGACAGGCGCCCUUCGGAAGUAA
Molecule: messenger RNA, 1137 nt
Organism: Exophiala xenobiotica
Lineage: Eukaryota; Fungi; Ascomycota; Eurotiomycetes; Chaetothyriales; Herpotrichiellaceae
Exons: 3
Coding region: 1-1137 (378 amino acids)
Biological process (GO): butanediol biosynthetic process
Cellular component (GO): cytoplasm
Molecular function (GO): (R,R)-butanediol dehydrogenase activity; zinc ion binding
Source: RefSeq, a predicted model, not a curated record